AUGCAGAGGAGGAAGCAGCAGCAGCGGCAGCCAGAGUCUUCCCCUGUCUCUUCUGUUCAAGAAAAUUCUACAGCUCUCAGGCUCUGGGCGGCCACCAAAACGCUCACAAGAAGGAGAGGAACGCAGCCAGGAAGGCCAAAAGAGCAUCAUCGGAAUACGCCGCCGCCGCGGCGUCCCCGCCUUUGGUUUUCUCUCCGGCAGCCCACCACCUGGGAGCUGCGCAUGCAGCCAGCCUGCAGUGCUGUCCUACGACCACCGCCGCCGCCCACCACCACCAUCGCCAAUUCGCGGGCCGUUUCGGAGCAAAUGGGGGCGGGCCAAGGUUCGACGGCAUGGUGCUUUACGGCGGGAGGCUGCACCGUCAGCAGCAGCAGCAGCAGCAGGAGGAAGACGAACAGAGCUUCGCGAAUUGGCAGAGGAGCACAAGGUGCAGCAGCGAGGAGAGUAAUUACGAGUUCAAGGAGGAUCAAUUGCGUCAUCUGCCAAUCGCUAUCAGUGGCAAUUCGAGUGCCAAGAAGAAGAUUGAUAAUAAGGAUCAAAACCUUGAUUUGUCGCUCCAUUUGUGAAGAGGGUUUCAAUGGCCGCAAACAUCCGUUUUUUCACUCUUUUAAAUGA
Messenger RNA from Linum tenue, 615 nucleotides. NCBI's taxonomy places the organism in Eukaryota, Viridiplantae, Streptophyta, Magnoliopsida, Malpighiales, Linaceae. The record is from the annotation of a GenBank genome assembly.